Molecule: messenger RNA, 1329 nt
Organism: Malassezia restricta
Lineage: Eukaryota; Fungi; Basidiomycota; Malasseziomycetes; Malasseziales; Malasseziaceae
Product: peptide chain release factor subunit 1
Exons: 1
Coding region: 1-1329 (442 amino acids)
Biological process (GO): cytoplasmic translational termination
Cellular component (GO): cytosol; translation release factor complex
Molecular function (GO): translation release factor activity, codon specific; sequence-specific mRNA binding
Source: RefSeq, a predicted model, not a curated record
AUGUCGGCUCCUAUGAGUGAGACAGAUCAGAAUAUCCAAAUUUGGAAAGUCAAGAAGCUCAUUAAGAGCUUGGAGAAUGCGCGUGGUGCAGGCACGUCGAUGAUCAGUUUGAUCCUGCCACCCAAGUCACAACUGUCACAGGCGACCAACAUGCUUACGCAGGAGUAUGGUACAGCGAGUAACAUCAAGUCGCGUGUGAACCGUCUGUCCGUGCUGGCCGCUAUCACGUCGACGCAGCAGCGUCUGAAGCUGUACUCGCGUGUGCCCGAUAAUGGUCUCGUUGUAUACUGUGGUACUGUGCUCACGCCCGAGGGAAAAGAAAAAAAGGUCAACUUUUCGUUUGAGCCGUUCAAGCCGAUCAAUACAUCGCUGUACUUAUGUGACAACAAGUUCCACACGGAAGCGCUCUCUGAAUUGCUCGAGUCGGACGCGCGCUUUGGUUUCGUUAUCAUGGACGGUAACGGAACCCUCUUUGGUGUUGUCUCAGGCAACACACGCACUGUGCUGCACAAGUUUUCCGUGGACUUGCCCAAGAAGCACGGUCGUGGUGGUCAGUCGGCCCUGCGUUUCUCGCGUCUCCGUGAGGAAGCGCGUCACAACUAUGUCCGCAAGGUGGCUGAGCUUGCGUCGCAACACUUUAUCACUGAUAACAAAGUCAAUGUGACGGGUAUUGUGCUUGCCGGUUCUGCCGAUUUCAAAUCGGUGCUGAGCCAGUCAGACCUGCUUGACUAUCGCCUGCGGCCCAAGAUUGUGCAGCUUGUAGACGUGUCGUACGGCGGUGAAAAUGGUUUCAACCAGGCCAUUGAGCUCGCCGCUGACAGUCUCGCCAACGUCAAGUUUGUCCAAGAAAAGCGCCUGAUCCAGAAGUACUUUGACGAGAUCUCGACGGAGACGGGCAAAUACUGCUUCGGACUCGACGACACAUUCCGCGCACUCGAGAUGGGUGCCGUCGAGAUACUUAUUGUGUGGGAAAAUCUCGAGCACAUGCGCCAUGUGUUUAAGGACUCGGAAGGUCGUGAACAUGUGUUCAUGCUGAGCAAAGAGCAAGAAGACGACGAAGAUCGCUCGCGCUUCAUCGACAAGGAGACAGGCACAGAGAUGGAAGAAGUCGGCGAGCCGAUGCCCCUGCUCGAGUGGAUCGCAGAGAACUACCAACAGUUUGGUACGAACCUCGAGUUUGUGACGGACCGCUCUCAAGAGGGCAUGCAGUUCUGCAAGGGCUUCGGUGGCAUCGGUGGUAUUUUGCGAUACAAAGUGGCUUUCGAUGACCUUGCUCUCUACGAUGAACAGGAAGACGAGUUCAUGAGUGACGACGAAGACAUCUACUAG